Messenger RNA from Saccostrea cuccullata (small rock oyster), 5617 nucleotides. Its product is annotated as tRNA (32-2'-O)-methyltransferase regulator THADA-like. Gene Ontology annotation, biological process: tRNA methylation. The record is from RefSeq and is a predicted model, not a curated record. Gene Ontology annotation, cellular component: cytosol. Lineage: Eukaryota; Metazoa; Mollusca; Bivalvia; Ostreida; Ostreidae. The coding region runs from base 96 to 5585 and encodes 1829 amino acids. The transcript has 34 exons.
UUCCGCUUAAAACCACAACACAAACAAUGUGCGCGAAAUAAGAAAGUCCAAGAACGUAAGCAGUUGGAUCCUCUCUUAUUGGAACUCAUUUAAAUAUGGCUGGCCAGGAGGAAGAAGAUUUAAGAUCUUUAAUUGAAGAAACAGAUUGGUUACAACUUUUCCCAAAAGACCAGCAAGAGAAAAUCAAUCUUCUCUUUGUUAAUUUGCUUUACUACAGAACAAAUGAUGUUCAUAAACUUUUACGCAACCUGGAUGCUGUGCACAAAGGAAAUAUUUUAUUGAGAGCCAACACAGAUGAUUCUUGUGUGAAGAAUUUUGUGGCUGUUAUCAUCAGAUUAUACUGCCACUGUAUUGAGAACAUUAAAUUGGCUAGAUCAUUGGAAAAGUUUUUACUGCCAUUAAAACCAGACAAUUCUAAAAGAAUUGAGGAAGAACUGAAUCAAUUUUUCUUGGGAGUAAUUAGAGAGCAUCGCCCAAGAGUAGAGAAACUCACUGCAGCAUCAUGUCUUCUAGAUCAAAGUGACAUCAUAAGAGCCACAGCGGAGCAGAAUAUGAAUGGUGUUCUGUCGUGGGUUCUCCGGGAGAUGAGCGAGGCUAGAGAUUCAAUCACAACCAGUGGUACUAGCAAGGAGAACCUCCUCAUUGUCUCUGCUUUAGUCAAAAUCAUACUUCAACUGUUUCAAUCUUGUCCAGCAACUACAUGUAUUGUAGCAUGGAAAACUGAAUAUCAGGAUGAAAUGUGGCAAAUUCUCAAACAAAUUCUACUUCAUUUAUUUCAAUUACUGGACACAGAGGCUCUGUCAGCUGAUGUCAAAAUGCUGUCUGGAACAGCCAUUGGGAUAUUUUUAGCAUCUGCACCAACAAAUAACUUGUCCGUUGGCACAUUUUGGACUGUAUUCAGUAACAUAUUUCAAGGUAGCAGAUCCCAUGUUUCUUCCUAUGAAGAUCUGAUGACAGAAGGAGAGAUUGAGGAGCAUUCAUUGCUACAGCUAAGACUUGGUGCUAUUGCAAUGGUUAAAGGAAUGCUAGCAUGUGCAAGUGACAGCUGUUUAGCGUUCCAUUCAAAGGACUCAGUGCCAUUUUGUGUGGAAUUAUUUUCUGUGGUGCAUGAAUUCUGCAUGGGGCCGAUAUCUUUACGAUAUCAUGCCUUUAAUCUUCUACAGACAUGGUUCAAUAAAUUUCUACAUUUAGUGUCCUCUGAAUUGAUUGAAAGUGAAAAUUUCAUUGACUCCUGUUUAAAUAAGAAGACUAUAGAUGUUGUGUGGCUUAAUUGGGAUAGCCCAGUUGAAGAUGUUUCUGAACUAGCAGCAGACUCUCUGAAAUGUUUGUUUGAGGUGUGGCAAGUGGCUCAUCAAGAAAAGAAGACAGAAGAUGGUGAUGAAGCACAUCAAUUCUACUCUUCUAUCCUCCUAAAGCUUAAGAGUGUACCUUGGUAUAUUAAGGGCCAAUAUAAAGUUAUGUCAGCCCUGAUGCCUUAUUUAGGGUCUCAGUUUAUAGUGAGGGAAUACCCUGACUUACCUGAGGAACUCCUGAGAUGUCUGACCACAAACUACCUGGCUUCAGCUGCUGCUGAUGUCUACAGGACUAUUGUAUCGGACUUGAGGAGGAGGACAACAGAAGAGGAGCUGGUAGCAGUUUGGGAGGGGACCUGGUGGCCCAUCCUCCUGUCUGGUCUUCAGAGCAAAAAUAUACUUCAGAGAAACAAUGUCAAUCAGUACUGGAUUCCUUCUACCACAAAGACAGCACCGCACCUAGGCUCUCAUAUCCAGACAAAGCUUCAGCAAAUGCUGAAAAACACAAAAACUGAAAGAACAUGGCUGCUGUUUGCUUAUUUAUCUGUGUCAAAGGUUAUAAGGGCAACACAAGUGUCCACUUUACAGGGAGAAGACUUAAUAAGAGAGGGACUUUACUCUUGUCAGGAUGAAAUCAGAUCAGAGGCUUUAGGAUUAUUGUGUGUUUGCCAUAAAAAAUCAGAGCCAUUGUCAAAGACAGAAGACAAACUUCUACGAGAAAUUCUUCCACUCAAUUUGAAAAUAGACUCGGCUCCAUUUAGGCAACACUUGGCAGCUCAUCUGAAAAGACUUCUGAUCAGAGUGAGAGAUGGAUCAGUGGCCCUCAUAAAGUCAAAAGACUUAAACUCUCUGGAUGUGUCCCUACAGUUUGUGGAAUGGCUACACACCUUGUGUAUAGAUAACCUGGUGCCCGGUUCCUGCUACCAGAGACGUAAAACCUGUCUGGAGAUUCUCUCCAUCCUUUAUGAAACCUUCCAAUACAAUGAGCAGGCAAAGCAGAGAAAGUCAUUCACUCCAGAAAGCACAAAGAAACUGAACCAUUACGUAAAGGAGAAAGGAUUGUGGGAUUUCUUCUGUUACCAAAGCAAUAUUGUACUAGUCAUGUGUUUACUAGAUGGAGCUGAUGAUAUUCAAGAGUUGGCUUGCAGUUUGUUGUUGGAGUAUUACACGUGGCCACUAGAGGGCAGUCCGGGUCCCUCUGGAGAUGGUGCAGAGAGCAAGCUGGAAUGUCAUUUGUUGACAGAGGCACUACGGUUGUGUAACAGUCCUAAACCUUACCAGAGCCAGAGUGGGGCUCUAUUGUUGAAACUCAUCUUCAAAAAGUGUGUAACAGAGAAUGGAUGGUGUUUUAUCAUACAGUCUGGCCAAUGUAAACGUGACUUGCCUUCAGCAACAGGAGAUCCAGUUCAAGUCUUCCUCCAACACAUGCUACAGGAAAUCCAGGGAAUGCUGGACAAAUCCCAGAAUGCACCUGUAAAGGCUUCCAAGUCAUCACCAAUACACGGAUAUGUGACAGCAGUUACAAGAUGUUUGACAGAAUGUUUAGAAUCACUGCAACAGAGGAACUUACAAAGUCUCACACAGCAUUACCUACGUUUGGUUCAACUAAAUACCCAGAUUAUCCAAACAAUGCUAAACAUCAUGGCCCAAGGCUCGGAGUCCGAGGGCUGUCCUUCCUUUGCUGAGAUAGGCCAGGCUUUAGAGAGUUUGAUUGUAGACAGUGAGGAGGAUUACUGUCAAAGCGAGGCUCUCUCCGGAGAACACCAGUACUUGUUAUCCUGGUGCUGGGUCAAUAUUAAGGAAAGUUGUCUCAGUCUUGGACAUUUGUCAGGAGUCUUGAUAAAAAAUUCUGAAAUGAUGGAGUUGGAAGUCACAGUUAUCAGAUCAGUGGGCGAUACCUUUAUGAAAGUUCUUACACAGUGCAGGCACAGAGGUGUGAUUGAAGGAUGCAGAACAGCUUUCACAAUGUUUUGUUCAGCUCUGUUUGAAUCAAACAACAAAGAAUUAUUAUGCAUUCCACAGUCUAUUCUACUCAAGUCAUUGGAGAGUCUUCAGUCAAAAGCUGCCUCCACAUCAACUACCAGAAAGUCAGCCGGUCUGCCAGUGGUAGUUCAGUGUAUUAUCUCAUGUGAACACCGAAACAAAAAGAAUGAAUUGAUGAAGAUAGCACUGGAUCAGUUAUUCAUUAUGGCAGAGUUACCAUUAGAAGGAGUCGUGGAUGACAGACAUGAUCUACCUCAAGUUCAUGCAUUGAACAUCCUUAAAUGUUUAUAUGGAGAUUCAAGCCUCCAUGAGGCCUUGAUGCAGUUCAUUGAAAAAGCAGUGAUGCUUGUUGUUGAGCAAUUUGGUUCACCAGCAUGGGCAAUUAGAAAUGCAGCUACAAGAUUAUUUAGUGUUUUGAUAACCAGACUUUUUGGACAAAAGAAGAUUGUUGGAAUGCAGGCCUGUAAUACAAAAUCUCUUCCAGAGUUAUCUGCCCAUUACCCCGAGUUAAUUCCUUAUCUUCUUCAGAGUUUGGAGAGUGCACUACAAAGGGAUAUAUCUGCCAUUGAUUCCUUACAUCCCUCUCUCUUUCCUGUUUUAACUAUUCUUUCACAUAUGGGAAGACUUGACCAAGAAGAUGAAUCAAAUGAGGUCCUCCCUCUGAGGAACCUGGUGAGGACACUCCUGAGGAGCCCUGUGUAUUUCCUGAGACAGCUCUCCUCUGCUGCCUUUGUGUCGCUGGUUCCACUGAAGAAGACAUUGAAGACCAUCAGAGAGUUGAUAUCAGAAAUUUCACCAGCAUCUGACAGCAACUUCGUCCAUGGUGCCCUGGUAUCCAUAGAAAUGUUGAUAAACAGUUGCAAAGAAAUACCAGAGGAUGUUAUGGGAGCACUUUUAAACACUGCCAGUGCUGUGAUCAUGUUACCAGACAUAGUGUCAGCUCAGUAUAUAAGGAUGCUGUGUUGUCUGGUAGACAAAGAAAAACUGAUGACUAGAGAUGAACUACUGGAAACAGUGACAAAAUUCUCCUCAGAUACAGAGAGGAAAGAGCAAAACAUAUCUAUGCCACUGACACAGAAAGCCUGCAUUGCUUGUUUAUUGCAACUUGGAUGCCAGUCUAUCUGUCUGAAGAUGCUCACUAUGCAGAAAAUAGAUGCAGAUGUGAAAUUUUUCUUGAUGGAAUAUUUAACUGACAUCGCUAGAGAGGACAGAACAUCUGAAAUGUCCCAAGAUCUACUUCAAGAACAACUGAAGUGUAUACUAGCAGGAAGUUAUCCCCCUUUAGUGAGUGCUCUGGUUUCAUGCAUGACUGAACAGUACAUGAGAUAUAGAACAAUAAGACAAUCAGAUCUGCAGCUUUUGAAAGAGGCAUGGCAGGUUUACAAAGGCAGAGUGUACAACAGGGGGAUUCUGGCAUCAGCUGCUUUGGAAUUGGGAUGUGUUUACCUGGAUGCAAGUUUUGAGAAAGAAAAUGUGGUUGCUGAAGAAGACAUACUAGUAAUCUGUGAUGUUAUGUAUCACAUCAGCAGCAGUAGUGACCAGUGUAAGCUGGCUGUAUGUCACGGUCUGUCGAUUAUUGGAAAAAGUGUACUAAGAUUAUGCCUCCAGCAGAAAGGAGAUACACUCAUGUCUUCCUUGUUAAAGUUGUUUUUCUUUGUCUGGAAUCUUGUACAAGAUGACGAUCCUGAUGUCAGGGGACAUGCUACUAAAUUCAUCGCCUCACUCUCUCAGGAAUUUAAUGAGUAUGGAUCUUUGCAGUGCAAUACAUGCUUACAGGAAUGGAUAAGUUACUUCAGUGGGCAUUUCUGGUGGUCAACAUUAGUUGUAAAAGAGAUCUUUCAAAAGCUGUAUCAUCCAAACAGUGUUCAGCAGAUAUUUUUGAAAUCUUGUAAAAGUAAACAGUUGUAUGAAGCAGAGGACAACAGUUUCUUCUCAGAGGCCAUCUUCAGUUCCGCUCAUUUAUACCAAAUGUUACAGAUAAUGUUGGCAUUGAGCAACACCAAUGAUGUAACACAUUCCUUUACACCAGAGGAGAUCCAAGUUCAGGACUUGAUACAGGACCUUAAAUUUGUUCAGGAACAUCUUAAAAUACUAGAUACGUCAGUUAUCAGUGACCUCUGUGAGCCUGCUAACUUUAGAACUACAGUUGAAUUACUACUUAAGGUUCACCUGAUAUUGGAGCAAAAACCAGUCUGUUUAAGUGCUGAUGCCAUAUCUCAACUGAGUGACAGAUACAACCAAAUAACAAUGGAUAAGAAGACACCAGUGACUCUAACCAGAUUCCUCAAUAAUUCAUUCUGUUUUGUCUAGAUUGACAGUUCAAUAAAUACAUGCUUUGAUGA